AUGGAUAAAGAAAAUAUUGAUUUUUCAGAUGUUGAAAAAUUUUUAUUAACUCACUAUAUUAAAUGUCCUACUCACAAAAGGUCUGUAAUAUAUUUAAGACUAGAUGAUGAGGAAGAUCCUUAAGUUAUUAAAUGCCAAAAAUGCUUAGAUGAAAAGAAAUAUAAAUGCUUUAUUGAUAUGAUUGAAUUGCUUUAAAGCGAUAAUCACUUUAUUUUUUAGAAAUGGCCUAUUCAUGAUGAUGAUUAAAUCUAUGAAAAGCUUGAAUAAAUUAGUCUAUGGCCAUUUGCUAAAUACUGCCAAGAAAUAAAUCUUUUAUUUGAUGAAAUAAUUGAAGCAAUUUAAUCAAAAAGAAAAAGUAUUUUAAAAAAUCUUGGAUUGAUUGAAGAAAUAACAUAAAAACCUUUAAAUUUCUUUAAAGAAAUAUGCUAAAAGGAAAAGUUAAUAGACAUAAUUAAAACAUAAUUUGGUGAUUAAAAAAAACAAAAUGAGAUGAUUUUAAAUAUUAUCAAAUAAAAUCAAGAGAAUUAUGAAAAAAACAAAAAGUUAUUAGUAGAAUUAAUUAAUUAAGCUAAUAAAAACUUAUUUAGUUUAAGUAAAAUUUAAAAUAUUAAGGAGGAAGUGUUAUCAUCAAUAAACAAAUUAAACACUUUUGAUGAUUUAUAAGUAAUAGUUGAUUAGUCUAAUAAUAUAACUAUCGAAAAUUAUGACUAAUGUUUUAAAAAAAUAAAGAUAACUAAAAUUGAAGAAUUCAAUAAAUAUUAUGAUUACUAAAAAAUUAAAAUUGAUUUUGGAGAAUAAUAAUUAACAUUUUAAGACAUUUAAACCAUUUCGCAGUCGCUAAAUAAAUUCAAAAAAAUUAAUGAAUUUACACUUAGGAUAUCUGGUAUUUAAAUUGGUAAUGAAGAAAUGUACGAAAUCAUCAAAGGAUUAUAUAAGCACAAAACACUCACAAAGUUGAAACUUAAGUUUAAAUUAAAUGUAUUUAAAUCUGCAGGAGCUCAAUAUAUUGCAAAAUUUAUAAAAUAAAAUAAAAAUUUAGUUAAACUACAUCUCAAUCUAAAUCUUGAUGAUAUUAAGUAAGAAGGAGCUUCAAGCAUAGCUGAUGCAAUAGAAACAUGCUAAAAUCUAAAUAAUUUGGCUCUUUAUUUUUAAAGAAACUAUUAUGAUGCUGAAGGAAUCGAAAACAUUGCAAGAGCGAUCGAAAAACAUUAAAAAUUAGAAAUACUAAAAAUAGAUUAUUAAUCAAAUUAUAUGGAAGAUGAAAUAACUUAAAUUAUAUCUAAUGCUUUAGGAAAAAAUAAAAAUCUUACAGAGCUCGAUCUUAAUUUUGACUCUUGUAGUAUUGAAGAUGAAGGAGCUUUCUAUAUUGGAGAUGCAUUAGCUAAAUUAUUAAAUCUUUAAAUAUUAAAACUAUCUCUUAGAAAUAAUGAAAUCGGAGUUAAAGGUGCUUAAAAAAUAAUAAAAGAUUUAGAAAAUAAUAGAAAAAUUUAAGAUCUUCAUAUAAACUUAAGCGAUUCUGAAGAAAUUUGCCAAUUAGGUAAUAGAAAUUUAGUAAGAAAUACAUUUAAUGAGUUCAAAAAAAAACUAAAACAAUAAUUAUAGUUGCUUCUUUGA
Molecule: messenger RNA, 1614 nt
Organism: Tetrahymena thermophila SB210
Lineage: Eukaryota; Ciliophora; Oligohymenophorea; Hymenostomatida; Tetrahymenidae
Exons: 12
Biological process (GO): nucleocytoplasmic transport; activation of GTPase activity
Cellular component (GO): cytosol; nucleus; perinuclear region of cytoplasm
Molecular function (GO): GTPase activator activity; small GTPase binding
Source: RefSeq, a predicted model, not a curated record